AUGGGAGAUGUUGUAAAAAAACGUAUAAAAGUUUUGGAUGAAGUGCAUGGUAUCAAUGAAGUAGAAAUAGUUGGUGAAAGAAAAAAGUCACAAAGAAAAAUAACUGAUUAUUCACAAAUAUGGCAUGAAGAUGAAUUACUUAAAGAAAUUAAAAAAAAUGAUCCAAAUGAUGCUUGGAAAGGGCUAGGAAUUCUGAAUAAACAUGAAGGAAAAAAAUUUUCUGGUUUAAAUAAUAAUGUAACAUCAGUAAUUCUGGAAGAGUUGAAAACUUUGGCUUGUACUCCAAAUGAUUGGGAUGAUGUGG
Molecule: messenger RNA, 304 nt
Organism: Entrophospora sp. SA101
Lineage: Eukaryota; Fungi; Glomeromycota; Glomeromycetes; Entrophosporales; Entrophosporaceae
Source: the annotation of a GenBank genome assembly